GAGUCAUUCAGACUUCAAGGGCUGCUGGAAUUCAGUAUUUGUACCCUGCCGCCUGUCAAGAAUAGACAGCUUUGCUAUAACGUACGAGCUGAUCAGACUAAACAAGCAUAAUUUAAAAUUUUUGGAAGCGUACAUACAACAAAAUUUCAUCUGGUUAUACUUUUUCUCUUCCCUCCAAAGCACAAUCUAUAACUCUGAGGCUUCCUAAUACCCUCCUAUCCCACCCACUCAUAUAGUUAAAAGUCUGAGAAAUGUUGAAACUACACGAUCUGUAUGGCCAAUCGUUUGCUCACGAGUUUCAGUUCACCAAUCCGGAUUCCAUCAAGAAUGCGGUCAAGCGCUACAAUCAGCAGCGCGCUGCCGAACGGGACGAAAUUAAGAAGGACCGAGAGGUGCCCAAGGUGUCCAAGCCGCGCUUCUGCAAGAUGCGGAACACGGGCCGCGAUGUGCUCAGCAUGGUAACAUCGCGCGACCUGGAUGUGGAGACGCAUAUCUCAUUGCGCACCCUCCCCGACACGCCCCACAGCAGCGGCAGCGGUAGCGGCAGCAGCAUGAAUAAGGUCGCCAAUGGCCAGAGUAACGGUCUAAAUUUGGUGCUGCCCGUGAAACGUUUGGCUGGCGGAGCAGAUACCAUUGCCACGCCAACCAACAGCGGCCGAGCCAAGAAGAUGCGCAUGCGCAAAACGAAGCGUGUAGCAGCCAAGCAGCAGCCGAAACUAAUAGAUCCGUCCGAUCCCUAUGCCGCCCACAUUGAGGGACUGCAUCGACAGGUGUGCGCCGAACUGCAGUCCAUGGGCCAGGCGCAGGCGCAGGCGGAGCAAGCCAAGCGCAAGCCGAAAACUCGGCGCAUGCAGCAGCCGCAGCUGCAGCAGCAGCAACAGAAGCCGCUGCAGCAACAGCAACUGCAGCCACAGCAACAGCCACCGCAACAUCAGCUGCAUCAGCAGCAGCAGCUGCUGCAAUAUCAUGCACAGCCGCAGCAACACUUGGCGGUCGGGUCGAAGCUUGCAUCCCAACAGUCCCCACGCAACCGCAGUCAAAAUCCGCGGAAGCGAAUGCACCCGGAUACCGCGUCCACAUACUCCGAGCCCGACAUGAUACUGCAGCGCCUGAAGCAGGUGCUGACCGAGGAGCAGAUGAACAUCUCGCAUCAGGCGUCCUACCAGGCCCACGCGACGGACGGCAUGCCCCAGUCCGGCCAUGGCAAUGCGUACGAUCCGCUGAAUGGCGCCAAUUCGGAUGCCUGCCUGUACAUGAAGCAGCGACAACCUGAGGAAUCCGAACCGCUUGAAGACAGUGAUCUGGAGCAGGAGUACGCCGACCGCCCCGACUACAUGCGCUACACACAGCGCGUGCCGCACAACCACAGUGACCCGGACGACCAGCAGGAGCAGCAGGGCUGCUUCGUUGAGCUGGAGCCGCAUCCCAACUGGAUUAGCUUGCAGCGUAGCCUGAAGCCGAUGUACUACACGUCCCAGCGAUCCGACACGGACAGCAGCACGCUGUGCGACCAGCACGAGGAGCGUCAGCUGUUCGAAAGUGGCAAAUCGACUGGGGCCAAUGGCGACACGUUCCCCACCGUCUCGGGCAGAUCUCCGACCAGGCAACGUCAACGUAGCCGGCAGCACUCACCAUCGAUCAAGUCCAAGUCGAAGCCGCGUAGCCCGAAGGGCACACGGCACGCGAAGCGCAAGGAAUUGACUGCUGCAGCAGGGGCUGUGGGCGCACCACGUCAGCCAGGAGGCGGCGACAGGGCUUCGAGUAUACUAUCGGCGCCAGUCAGGCCGUCCGAGCAGCCCCACUUGGAUCUGUCGAUGCCAACGCUGCCGCCGAAGCGGCGCAAGGUGCGCGCCGUCAUCUGCACUCGAUCCCUGGAGAAUCUGAAAUUCCAAAAGAUGUCCAUCUACAACAAGAUCUCGCUAACACAGGAGCGCAUCAUAUCGGCCCUGGACAAGCUGCAGUGCAGCCUGCUGCAGCUGCCCCUGAUCCACAACAACAGCCAGGAGAAGCAGCGACGCGAGCGGAACGCAUUCAAUUUCUGCGUGCGAUUCUCGCGCAAUUUUCUCUAUCCGCUGCGUGGCAUGAUCGAGGACGUGCGCUGCACGCCAGUGGCGAGCUUCAAUAGCGCCGCCUCGAACGAGGCCAGCCAGCGGGUGGUGUGCGUCUACGGGCUAAUGCACCACUCGAUCGGCCGGUAUCAGCGGCAGGUGCGCUACUUCCUGCUGGACAAGGUGCCGCAGAAGCUGAGCGCGCUCAUCGAGAUGAUGUACACGCUGACGAACGUCUGCCUGGAAAAGGGUGUGCUCGAUCGUCAGGAUCCGGUGGUGGAGUGCCUGCAACAGCGCUGCACCAGCUUCCUCACGUUCAUCGAGGACAUGCAGGAGCAGCGCUUCCAGCUGGCGCGCGAAUCCUACAGACGUCUCCAGCGGCGUGCUUAUGGCGGUGGACAUGGACACGGACACGGACAUGGUCAUGGUCUGGGACAUGCACAUGGUCAUGGACAUAUACAUGGACAUGGACAUGGACAUGGACACGGACACGGACAUGGACAUGGACGCGGAUAUGGUGGGCCUCGCCAAGAAAUGCACGAGCGAUACGAUCUGAAAAUGUGUCUCAACGAUCUAAAACUAUACGAACCGCGUCUGGUGCCCAAGGAACGGCCCGACAAGCGUCGCCCUCGCAUCUGGCUGCGCAAGCCCAAGACGCUUGCCGAACCGGCCAAUGCCCCAAUCAUCCCUGGCAUUUUGCUAAGCCAGGGAUCCGAGGUGCCGCCCGAUCAGCCCAGCGAAUACGUGCCAACCCACAUCGAGUGCGUCCAGUGUGGCGACAAUCGCGGCGAGCCAAGCAGCGAACCCGAGGAGCCCGGACAGCCCGAACAACACGUACAGCCCGAACAGCCCGAGCAGUCGGACGAGCAUAACCGUCAGCUGUCAAAUAUAUUGGCACUACUGCAGCAGCCCGGCCGGGAGAAGCGGGAGCUGCAUCAGCAGCUGCUCGAGGCCAUGGAGCAUGUGACCAAGUCGCAGGUGCGCGAGGUGCUGGACCCUCUGGUACGCUCCCUGGGCAACAUGUUGGAUAAGAAGCAUACAGAUGAAGCCCAAUGAGGAAUAGUCGCUGGCAGGAACCAAAGACUCAAUUCAAUAAAAUUGCACUUUUCGUUUUCGGUGAACCAAAUUGUAAAGUAGUUUAUUAUAGUGCAUAUGCACGCGUAUGUAAAUGUUUCAAAUCGCUGUGGGAUCAAUAAAACGUAUCGCUUUGAUUAAUACACCAA
This is a messenger RNA of Drosophila arizonae, 3271 nucleotides long. RefSeq lists its product as uncharacterized. NCBI's taxonomy places the organism in Eukaryota, Metazoa, Arthropoda, Insecta, Diptera, Drosophilidae. The record is from RefSeq and is a predicted model, not a curated record.